AUGUGCUCUACUAUAGCUAGGUCAGGAACAGCCAGUGACGAGAUUGCCGAGAUGUCCGAAUCAAGCUCUGUCCACUACCAAGAACUCUAUGGCUCUAGCAACGCCUUGAUGCUCGGAUCGAGGAAAAAGAAGUCCGGACUGGUGGCUCCUCAUCGAGCUACGCAUGACCGUCGGGACGUGUGCUGGGGAGGAGGGCCAGUUCUGCUCCGUGCCGACGGCAUCACAACUCGGCGCGACCAGGAAUCUUUGUGCACGCCCUCGUAUCGACCUGCUGUCUAUGUUUUCAGCCGAGAUCGGGAAGCUUCGUCGGCUACAAUGGACGAAGCUGGCCAAGCAUCGACCAUGACCGGCAACGUUGAGCGAGACGCUUGGGCCGCGUCGACCGGGCAUGGCGCGCGGCCGCUGGGAUCGACCGGCGAAUCGACGCUGGGCCCACAGCGGGCUAGCAUGAUCCAAUCUAUCGGGCGGCAAACCUCAUCCGCAAUGGUCCGUGCAUCUGCAUGGCGACGGAAAGAGCCGCAUCCAGCUCGAUGCUCGCUGCUGACCCCGAUUGUUUGCUCCAUCACCAUUGCUGCACAUUCUUCAUCCUCGAAAGCUCAAGAUGUGGUAACUAAGAUCGUCGGCAACUAUCUACACCGAGCAGUCGCGCUCAGAGACGAGACCAACACAUCCGGCCAACUUGGGAGCCCGGGGUGUUGGUUGAGCCGUGCUCAGAUUGCUCCGAUAUUACGGGGAGAAUACACCGAAGCGGCGACGAGGUCCCCGAUGCCGACCACGAUGACGCUGGACCGGGAGAAGGAGGUGGAUUCCGGCAUUGUCGAUGACCCGCGCGCAAUGCAAGGCCGCAAGGUGGGCGGCAGACGAAGACGAGAUGAGAUGCGGGAUGCAGACCAUUCCGCAUCUUGCACAACAAGCAUCCAAGCAAUGUCAAAAGCACAAGCUCUCGCGCGAAAGGACGGACAUGGCGGCUCCCCUUUGCGGUCGUAUGUGCGUUCCCAGACCAGCGCGGGCAGGACGGCCAAAAGGUUGCCGAGGCAGGGUUGA
Moesziomyces aphidis is the source of this 1044-nucleotide messenger RNA. Lineage: Eukaryota; Fungi; Basidiomycota; Ustilaginomycetes; Ustilaginales; Ustilaginaceae. The record is from the annotation of a GenBank genome assembly.